Molecule: messenger RNA, 867 nt
Organism: Caenorhabditis briggsae
Lineage: Eukaryota; Metazoa; Nematoda; Chromadorea; Rhabditida; Rhabditidae
Exons: 5
Coding region: 1-867 (288 amino acids)
Source: RefSeq, a predicted model, not a curated record
AUGAAUCGCAUUCGUCGUGGUUUGAAGGCCGGGGACGUCGUCUGGGCAGGCGCGUACCCCGGCCUUCUUGUCCGUAAGAAGAACUCGAAUAGAUGGGUCAUCGAGUUCUUCGGCUUCUCGCACCAAGUUGGUUCGGAGAAGACUCAAAAUAUUGUGGCUUUCCACAUUGGAGACUACGUCCCAUGUCCCCAAGGAGAAACUGUUGGCUACUAUGAAACCGCCAUUCAAGAAGCAAUAGACUACAUGGACGCAGUUGGCACCGAAUGGGGAUCAGAAGGGCGCAGAAGCGUCUCACCGAACUUCUUCCAAAAGUUUGGACUUGUCCGCCACGUCGAUGCCGAAAUGGAUCAAACUCUGAAUGAGGAAUUGGAUGAAACAAUUGAGGAAGAAUACGAAGUGGGAAUGGUUGAACCAAAGGAGAAGUCGGCCCGCAACCAAAUCAUCGUCUCCGUCGCUAUGUUUGUUCUGGUUGUUGUCUGGUACAUCACUACAGCAUCGGAAUAUCAAAAACCUUCAGUUUUCAUUGAUGGAUCGUUGUCCAGGUUUUCGCAGCAAUGUGGAUUUUUAAGUAGGACGUUGAAGCCGCAUGUGGAUAACCCCAGAGCUGACCCUUGCUUUGUGGUGAGAAAUGAUGACAAUCGUCAAGGAGAAGAGCAAAAAUUUCAUCUGCAGAUGAAUGACAUCUUAAUUGCUCUUGCACGACUCGACUCGAUAAGGACUUUGGACCUGUUCGAAGAAAUGCAACUAGUCGGCCAAAACAGCAAUUGUGUAUUGCUAGGAGUCUUGUCUACUGAACGCGUGUGCCUGGAAGUGAAGAAGAUUGCGAUUUCCAUGAUGCCAUCACCGUCGACUUUAAGCAGAAGAUGA